Messenger RNA from Meriones unguiculatus (Mongolian gerbil), 531 nucleotides. RefSeq names its product cytochrome c oxidase assembly protein COX14. The transcript has a single exon. The record is from RefSeq and is a predicted model, not a curated record. NCBI's taxonomy places the organism in Eukaryota, Metazoa, Chordata, Mammalia, Rodentia, Muridae. The coding region runs from base 145 to 318 and encodes 57 amino acids. Gene Ontology annotation, cellular component: mitochondrion. Gene Ontology annotation, biological process: mitochondrial respiratory chain complex IV assembly.
GCUGGCGGGUCAGGGACGGGGCAGCGCGCCGGUGGUCGUGACGCUCGGUGUUCGGGCCUGCCUCUUCCCCGCUUCGGCCGCGCGAGUGGCGGACAGAGUGGGAAUCCCUGGGACGCGGCCGAGCUGCAGCAUCCAGGGGCAGACAUGCCAACUGCCAAGCAGCUCGCCGACAUUGGCUACAAGACCUUCUCCGCUUCCAUGAUGCUCCUCACCGUGUACGGGGGCUACCUCUGCAGCGUGCGAGCCUACCGCUUCUUCCAGCUGCGCAGCGCCAGGCGCCAGGCUGCAGAAGAACAGAAGUCCUCAGGGGUCCUGUAGAGCCCAGUCUUCCCCUCUGAGCAGGGAGGCUUGAACAUGGACUGGAAAAGACCUCCCUGGCAUGCCAUCUGUGGCAAGAGCUAGGCCACGAUGAUUCGAGCCUGAAGGGCAAAAGUACCGUGGUUUCCGAAGCAGCACUGCCUUGUGCCCUUCUGACAGUUUGUGGAGGCCAUCAAAUAAAUGGGAAUAAGAGGGUGAGGUUUAUUACAGAUA